GGGUUAUUCCGCAAGUGAUCAAGAAGGAACCGACUUCACCAUCAACAGAAGAAGAAGAAGAGAAUGAAUUGGACAAUGAACCUGUCAAUAUCCCACAUGAAUUGAUGGAAAAGAUCAAAAACCAGCCGGGUUGGGAGUUGCCCAAGCCUUCUACUAAUAUUGUAAUAGACCCGAAUCAACCGAAAGCACUAACCUGUUUUCCUGCCAAGGCCGGAGCUGUGAAUCCUGUCGAGUCUUGGAAUACAAAAUCUGCCGACAUCGCAAUCACAAUCAGGGGAGGAAAUACCACGAAAACCUUUGGCAAGCGCUGA
Molecule: messenger RNA, 311 nt
Organism: Didymodactylos carnosus
Lineage: Eukaryota; Metazoa; Rotifera; Eurotatoria; Philodinida; Philodinidae
Source: the annotation of a GenBank genome assembly